AGCAUGCUUUAAUUUAACCAGAAACAAUGAUUUGGCGCUGCGUCAUUUGUUAUGUAUUUGUGGCUCUUUCUCUCAAAUCUUUAUUGAGUCACAUCAAUUUUGCACAUAGUCGUAGUCCAGAUUUCCGCCUGGUUUGUGGAAUAGAUGGGUGCACUAAAGAGUACAGAGUCUACAACUCUUUUUGGUAUCACAUCAGACGAACACACUCACAAUAUCUAGAUGGCGUGGGUAGCAGAUCACAUCGGAGAGAGAGGUCAGCCAUUGAACCUAGAAGAACAGUGAACGGCAACAACUUGUGGGCAUAUAAUGUUAGUGGACCAACAGCGUUGGAUACUCAGGAUACUCGCAACUCAAGUAACAGUUCGGAUAAUGAAACGACAUUGGGUAGUAAUGUGGAUCUACAACCGUCUCUUUCUGAUCCUGUGGAACAUUUUGUUGAUUUUGAUGCGUUUGACACUGGUGAAACAGUUUUCGCUGGCUUAAGCAGUAACACCGUUUUACAGUCGCCUCAGAACCCGGACCCGCAGGAUGUACCGAAUGAAACCUCGGAUUCGAAUCCCUCUCUACUCGGUCCAAACAGGCCUUCAGAUGACUCCUGUUCUUCACGCCUCCCCCAAGAAACCACGAAUGAUGAAUUAUCGAGUGAUGAUGUGCUAUCCAGACAUGCCACUUCUAUUGUGAUGACUGCUAGAGAGAAACAUCAUCUCUCACAGAGCGGUGUGAAUGAUGUUGUGGCAGCGGUUCAAGAGUAUCAAGCUCAGUUACUGAACAGCUUGAGGAGUCAGCUACAAACAGUAUUCCACAGACAUGCAGGAAGUGAACUUCAGCAAGAAGCUUUGGGACUCUUUGACUCCUUUAAAGAUCCAUUUGCUGCAGUUUCAACAUCAUAUAGACAGGACAGUGUCAUAAAAGAAAAAUUCAAUUUUGUGGAAGCAGAAGAGGUUUCAGUUGGAUUGGCAGUAUGUUGUCAGAAAAGAGAUAAAAGAAGAGAUCUCGCCAUAAAAAACAAAUGUUUCCAUUAUAUACCCCUGAUAAAGAGUCUUGAACAAUUACUGUCUCAUCCAAAAGUCUUUGCCAUGAUAAAUAGUGGAUCCAAGAAAUGCAGUGGUGGAUAUUUUUAUGACAUCAUAGAUGCUGAACUCAUGCUGUCACACCCUUUAUUUUCUUCUAGACCCUCUGCUUUACAGAUAAUCCUUUAUUCGGAUGAAAUCGAAAUUUGCAAUCCCCUUGGGUCUCAUGCCUCAAAGAAUAAAUUGCUCAUGUUUUACUACACUUUGGGAAACAUUAAUCCAAAGUACAGGUCAAAAUUAGCUUCAAUCCGCCUUCUUGCCAUUGCGAAGCAUAGUGAACUCUCAGAAUGUGGAGUUGAUGCCAUAUUGGCAAGAUUGCAUGAGGACUUGGUAAAGCUAUAUAAUGGUGUGAAAAUUCAUCUGGCAAGUGGUGAACAUGAACUAUAUGGAGCAGUGGUUUCCAUUUGUGGAGAUACUUUAGCUCAACAUGAGUUGUGUGGAUUUAAAGAGGGCGUGGGCUUUGCGUACAGUAAAUGCAGACAUUGUGAAUGCUCUUUUGAGGACAUGCAAAUGUUUUAUAAUGAAGAUAACUUUGAGCAAAGGACCCUACAAAGACAUAUUCGACAGUGCAGUGACAUUGAGAAAGCCAGCACUGAGUAUCUCAGGAGUAGCCUUAAAACUACAUACGGAAUAAACCGAAGGAGCAAAGUAAUGGAUUUCCCUGCCUUCAAUUUAAUCCAACAAACACCUCAAGAUAUAAUGCAUGUCAUUCUUGAGGGCAUUGCUCCUUUGGAAAUUAAGUGUAUGUUGAAACAAUUGGUUCUUUUGGGACAACUGAACCUAGAUGCUUUCAAUUCUGAUAUCAUUGGUUUCCCAUACUCUCCACAAGAUACUAGAGAUAGACCUAGCCCUAUUGCGUACAGUACAUUAGCUUCCAAUGACAACAAACUGAAACAGUCAUCAGGUCAAAUGCUUGUUUUACUCAAAAUAUUGCCAUUUCUGUUGGAUGUGAUUAGAGGUACUGCUUAUUUAUCAUUCAUUCUUGAGCUUCUGGAGAUAGUUCAAAUUUUGUUUUCACCUGUUAUUUGCCUUGAGACUAUUGACAAGUUGAAAGUACUUAUUGAACAGCAUCUUAAACAUUUAAAGGACCUUUUCUCAGAGAACAACAUUACACCUAAACAACAUUACUUGAUUCAUAUUCCAUCCCAGAUUAAACUGUUGGGACCGAUGCUACGUCACAUGUGCAUGAGAUUCGAAUCCAAACAUUGUUUUUUUAAAAAAUGGGUUUCAAAAGUAAAUUUCAAAAAUGUCUGUAAGUCCUUGAUUAAGCAUAACCAAAUGUUUGAAUGCUGUCAGAAUGUAAACAGUUCCGACCACCCUAUUUUUACCAGCGAAUGUGUAUUGGGACCAGUAUCAGAAGUAAAAAACAUGCCAUAUUUAAAAGGAAAAGUAAGGGACUACUUUGGAGUUGAUCAGAUAAGUCAUGCAGUGUCUGUUAAGUGGAUUACUUUGAAUGGUAACAAAUACAUUCGUGAAAAAUCAUUACUUGUGUGUAUGGCAAAUGCUAGUAGCCUACCUGAAUUUGGACUUGUGAAGAACAUAUUUGUCAUAAAUUCAUCUUUGUAUUGUUUUGAGUGUCAGAUGUUCAGUACAGUCUGUUUUGACAGAGACUACAUGUCUUAUAAAAUUGAGGUUCCCAACCUGGCAGAGGCAACUGAACUGGUAAAUGCAGACAACCUUGUAGACGUCACACCGUAUUACAGUUUCAGUCACAGGGACAUUACAUAUGUCCCUAUGAAGUAUUACCUUGGAGAUGUAAUUGAAUUACAUAAAGCCUCAAAUGUGUGAGGCAGUUAUGGGGUGUGUUCUAUAAAUUACAAACUACUUUGGCCUUAUUUAUUUUUUUUGUCUUUCAUUUAUCAUUGUGAUGUUUUGAAAUAUUCUUGGUUCAAAACAAGCUAAGCUCAAUCAACAGUAGAAUGUUGAUCAAACCUUUUUAAGAAGAAAAGAAAAAAAAGAUUGUAUAACGAUGCAUA
Messenger RNA from Xyrauchen texanus (razorback sucker), 3046 nucleotides. RefSeq lists its product as uncharacterized. The transcript is spliced from 3 exons. Bases 27 to 2858 code for a protein of 943 amino acids. Lineage: Eukaryota; Metazoa; Chordata; Actinopteri; Cypriniformes; Catostomidae. The record is from RefSeq and is a predicted model, not a curated record.